Molecule: messenger RNA, 1175 nt
Organism: Dioscorea cayenensis subsp. rotundata (Guinea yam)
Lineage: Eukaryota; Viridiplantae; Streptophyta; Magnoliopsida; Dioscoreales; Dioscoreaceae
Product: telomerase Cajal body protein 1
Exons: 11
Coding region: 306-1175 (289 amino acids)
Molecular function (GO): protein binding
Source: RefSeq, a predicted model, not a curated record
UUUUUUUUUGCCCUAGUGGUCAAGUCCGAGAACACUCCCAUCACUUCCUAAGGCCUCCGAUCAUCGCCCGGCGAGCUCUCUGUUUCCGUGCAGAAUCUCAGACUGUUAAUUUCAGGGCAUUGAAAGAAAGAAAUUGCAUAAUUCUAAAGGGCUUCACUAUCUAAAUCAGUGUUGCUGUGAUGAGCUUGACAAUGUAGAUGACUCCAAGGAGUACUUGGAAACUAGGAGGACUAUGGGUAUCGUUCGAAUCAGUUCUGAUGAACAGGUUUAAAUUGUACCCAUAGAAGCAUAAGAAAAGAGGCAUCAUGACUGUGGACAGAAGGGAAGAAGAACAAGACCCUAGUCAGCAGUCAACAGAUGCCACUGCUGUUUGGCCGUUUCUAAGGUUUGAUUCUCCUCCUCGCAAGAUUUAUCACUUCUUCCAGCAGUUCAGGAAUGGGGUUGAAAACCCUAGCAACUAUAAUAACUUCUUAAAAGGGGUGAAGUGGUCACCUGAUGGCACAUGCUUUCUCACUAGCUGUGAUGACAACACCGUCCAACUCUUCCACCUGCCUGAGGAGGCUAGCUACAUUGAUCAACUGGCUUCAGAUUACCAAGAUUCUUACCAUUCAAGUCUCGUCAUAAAUGAAGCAGAGAUGGUUUAUGACUACUGCUGGUACCCCUAUAUGUGUUCAUCAGAUCCCACCUCCUCUGUUUUUGUGGCAACAACACGUGAUCACCCUAUUCAUCUUUGGGAUGCUACAUCUGGUCAGCUGCGGUGCACCUACCGAGCCUACAAUGAAAUGGAUGAGAUAACUGCCGCCCUUUCAGUCUCCUUCAGCUCCUCAGGCACCAAGCUUUUUGCUGGCUACAAUAAAAUGUUGAGAGUAUUUGAUGUACAUCGCCCUGGUAGAGAUUUUCAGCAAUUUUCUCUUCAUAAAGGCAAAGAUGGACCUUCAGCAUUCAUCAAACGCAAAUGCCAUGGCCUUAUAGCAAUAAGUUCUUUUAUCUUAAAUGAAAAAGGUUUUCUCCUUCUCCGCUUCUAUGAUUUGAAUCUGCCUAAUGUAAAUCUUUAUGGGGGCAGGCCUAAUAUUACUCCCCUCCCAAAAAGACAUCAUGUCCUCAAGGUGGAAUCCAGAUGUGGUUUCUUGCUUGUUACCUUUGAGAAGGGUUAUGUAGCAUUGCCAAGCAGGUGA